Molecule: messenger RNA, 1562 nt
Organism: Daldinia vernicosa
Lineage: Eukaryota; Fungi; Ascomycota; Sordariomycetes; Xylariales; Hypoxylaceae
Product: ubiquitin-conjugating enzyme E2-16 kDa
Exons: 5
Coding region: 374-817 (147 amino acids)
Biological process (GO): protein polyubiquitination; ubiquitin-dependent protein catabolic process
Cellular component (GO): nucleus
Molecular function (GO): ubiquitin conjugating enzyme activity
Source: RefSeq, a predicted model, not a curated record
UCAUUCCGUCACCUGAAAGACCUGCCUGACUUUCCCUUUUCCCCCGCUACCAACCCUUUCGUUACUACAGUCACCAUCAAACAAUCAUCCCGAACAACGAUAAUCAUAAUAACAACGACACCACGUCCCGACCUCAUUCAUAUCCUUCAACACUUCGACCGUAGUCAUUCGGAUUUCCACCCUCUGGUAUGUUUAUAUUUGUCUUUUAUAAAAAUCCCUUUUCCUUACGGUUACAAACCUUCGCCUUUAUAACUCUAUCCAUUUCUCCCGCAUUCCAUACUGACCGCAAGUAUAAGUAGUUGAUCUCUUCAGGAGACAUACCGCUGCCGACCAAAACAAGAACCCGCAAACUCACAACCCACACCUCUACGAAAUGGCGUUGAAGCGAAUCAACAAGGAACUCACAGACUUGGGCCGUGACCCCCCUUCAUCAUGCUCUGCUGGUCCCGUUGGUGAAGACUUGUUCCACUGGCAAGCGACGAUUAUGGGACCGGGCGACUCGCCGUACUCUGGAGGUGUCUUCUUCCUGGCAAUCCACUUCCCGACAGACUACCCGUUCAAGCCCCCUAAGGUCAACUUCACAACUCGUAUCUACCACCCGAAUAUCAACUCUAAUGGCAGCAUCUGCUUGGACAUCCUGAGGGACCAAUGGAGCCCGGCGUUGACCAUCUCUAAAGUCCUCCUGUCAAUCUGCUCUAUGCUUACCGACCCUAACCCCGAUGACCCUCUUGUCCCCGAGAUCGCUCACGUUUACAAGACUGACCGGGCAAGAUAUGAAGCUACGGCCCGCGAGUGGACUCGCAAGUAUGCCAUCUAAGAUUACGAGUAAGGAGAAUUCGCUGGCGAAGAAUGACGCUUGGCACCGGAGGUAGUGAGCAUAGCACUUUAUCGGUAGUGAUACUGGAAGGGACAUGGAUUCUUUCUUCCAACCUAGGCAAUACGAUCUGCAUUCACCAGUGUCCAUUCGUCGUUAUGGUUUAGUGUGCCUCUUCGAUGAACAUUAGAGCACAUGCUUUCAGGAGUGGAAUGAGAAUGACUUGCUAAGGAGGAUGAAGUUCUACGAAAGGCAUGAUAUGUUGGAGUGAUCUGGAGGGACUCUCUGGCUUUACAUUUUAUUCCUCCUUGACAUUCAUCACAGAUUUGUUUUAAUGCAUUCACGUUUCCCUUCUCUCUUUCCCGCAUUGUAUUUGUGAAGUCUACCAAUAAGCUCCAGGGCUUAUUACGGCCUAAAUAGUCUGAAGAACUCUCCUGAUUCCUAUAGAUGCCAUCCCAACUAGUGACAGCUGACAGCCCAUACGAUUAUGAAUGGUAAUUAAUCUCAAGCCUUGAGAAGGAUUAUUAGGGUUCGCCAUUAUGGGUUGAGCCACCUGUAAUAUCAACGUAAAGCCAACCAAUCCAAGAUGCCAGGAUCAGCCCGAGUCAACUUUUUGGGGGCUUUUUUUUUCUUAAGUGCCUAGGUGAAGAUAUUUUUGAAUACGGCGUUUCGAUUUCUGAUUUAGGUGCAUGUGAUGGAGGAAGUAAGAUAUACACUAUAGAAACGUGGCGUAUGCAUUUACCCACAU